GGAAGCCGCUGUAGGUCAAUUUAAGUCGGCGUGCUCAUUUGAACUGAUACGAAGCAGAAGACGGGCGGCCCAUUACUGAUUAUACAACUUUCCAAUCAAUAUUGAUGGAGUGGCAGCCAGAUGAACAGGGACUCCAGCAGGUCCUCCAGCUGCUUAAAGACUCCCAGUCGCCCAACACUGUCACACAAAGAGCAGUUCAACAAAAACUCGAGCAACUCAAUCAGUUCCCCGAUUUCAACAACUAUCUCAUCUUUGUCCUCACUAGACUGAAAACGGAAGAUGAGCCGACUCGCUCUUUGAGUGGUUUGAUACUGAAGAACAAUGUUAAGGCCCACUACCAGAACUUUCCUUCAGGAGUUUCCGAUUUCAUCAAGCGGGAAUGCCUCAACAGCAUCGGCGAUCCGUCUCCGCUUAUCCGGGCCACCAUUGGCAUCCUCAUCACUACGAUUGCCUCCAAAGGAGAGCUGCAAUCAUGGCCAGAGCUGCUGCCACAGCUCUGCAACUUGCUCGACUCGGAGGAUUACAACACUUGUGAGGGCUCGUUCGGGGCAUUGCAGAAGAUCUGCGAGGACUCAUCGGAGCUGCUGGACAGCGACGCUCUGAACAGGCCCCUCAACGUUAUGAUACCUAAAUUUCUUCAGUUCUUCAAGCAUUGCAGUCCAAAGAUUAGGUCCCACGCUAUCGCCUGCGUGAACCAGUUCAUCAUCGGGAGAGCCCAGGCGCUCAUGGACAACAUUGACACCUUUAUAGAGAGUCUGUUUGUGCUGGCAGCAGACGAAGACUCCGAGGUCCGUAAGAACGUGUGCAGAGCGCUGGUCAUGUUGCUGGAAGUCCGCAUCGACCGUCUAAUCCCCCAUAUGCACAGCAUCAUUCAGUAUAUGCUGCAGCGGACUCAGGAUCCUGAUGAGAACGUGGCUCUGGAAGCCUGCGAGUUCUGGUUGACUUUAGCGGAGCAACCAAUUUGUAAGGAGGCGCUGUCUGGACAUCUGGUGCAACUGACCCCUGUUCUGGUAAACGGGAUGAAGUAUUCAGAGAUCGACAUCAUACUAUUGAAGGGAGACGUGGAGGAAGACGAGGCGGUGCCGGACAGCGAGCAGGACAUCAAGCCCCGCUUCCAUAAGUCGCGCACUGUCACCUUGCAGCACGAAGGAGGGGAGGGGGAAGAGGACGAAGACAUCGAAGAUGAGGAUGACGACGACGACGAUGAUGCGCUGACUGACUGGAACCUGCGAAAGUGUUCAGCUGCAGCACUCGACGUUCUGGCCAACGUGUUCCGUGACGAGCUGCUGCCUCACCUUCUGCCGCUUCUGAAAGGGUUGCUCUUCCAUCCUGACUGGGUCAUCAAGGAGUCUGGCAUCCUGGUGCUUGGAGCCAUAGCUGAAGGUUGCAUGCAGGGCAUGGUGCCCUACCUGCCUGAGCUCAUCCCUCACCUCAUCCAGAGUCUAAGCGACAAGAAGGCCCUGGUGCGCUCCAUCGCCUGCUGGACCUUGAGUCGCUACGCGCAUUGGGUGGUCUCCCAGCCCCCAGACUCCUAUCUCAAACCCCUCAUGACUGAGCUCCUGAAGCGCAUCUUGGACAGCAACAAGAGGGUGCAGGAGGCCGCCUGCAGCUCCUUUGCCACCCUGGAGGAGGAGGCGUGCACAGAACUGGUCCCCUACCUGAGCUUCAUCCUGGACACUCUGGUGUUUGCCUUCGGGAAGUACCAACACAAGAAUCUCCUCAUCCUGUACGAUGCUAUCGGGACUUUGGCAGAUUCAGUGGGUCACCAUCUUAAUCAACCUGAGUACAUUCAGAAGCUGAUGCCCCCUUUAAUAGCAAAGUGGAAUCAGCUAAAAGAUGAAGACAAGGAUCUUUUCCCAUUAUUAGAGUGUCUGUCGUCCGUAGCGACAGCGCUGCAGAGUGGCUUCCUGCCGUAUUGUGAGCCCGUUUAUCAGCGCUGCGUCACGUUGGUCCAGAAGACGCUUGCUCAGGCAAUGAUGUAUAACCAGCAUCCUGACCAGUACGAGGCUCCAGACAAAGAUUUUAUGAUCGUGGCCUUGGAUCUGCUGAGUGGACUUGCCGAGGGUCUCGGUGGCCACGUGGAGCAACUAGUGGCUCGAUCGAACAUAAUGACCCUUCUCUUUCAGUGCAUGCAGGACACCAUGCCUGAAGUGAGACAAAGCUCCUUCGCCCUGCUGGGGGAUCUAACCAAGGCGUGCUUCCUCCAUGUGAAGCCCUGCAUUGCUGAGUUUAUGCCCAUCCUGGGGCUCAACCUGAACCCAGAGUUUAUCUCUGUGUGUAACAACGCCACCUGGGCCAUCGGGGAGAUCUCUAUGCAAAUGGGUGCAGAGAUGCAGCCUUACGUUGGCAUGGUGCUCCCUCACCUGGUGGAGAUCAUCAACAGACCCAACACACCCAAAACUCUGCUGGAAAACACAGCCAUUACGAUCGGCAGACUCGGGUUCGUCUGCCCUCAGGAAGUGGCUCCACAGCUCCAGCAUUUCAUCAGACCCUGGUGCACGUCAUUGAGAAAUAUUAGAGAUAACGAGGAGAAGGAUUCAGCUUUUCGGGGAAUCUGUGUUAUGAUUGGUGUCAAUCCUGCAGGAGUUGUACAGGACUUUAUUUUCUUCUGUGACGCUGUGGCUUCAUGGGUCAAUCCAAAGGACGACCUGCGAGAUAUGUUUUAUAAGAUCCUGCAUGGCUUCAAGGACCAGGUUGGAGAAGAGAACUGGCAGCAGUUCUCUGAGCAGUUCCCCCCUCUGUUGAAAGAGCGACUAUCGGCCUGCUACGGUGUCUAAUCCAACCCUUGUUUCACUGACCUGUCAAGUUCAUGAAGGGGAGGGUAACAGGGGAACUCAUUGCACUGCCCAAAUCAUGGGGAGAAAGUGGAGCUGGAGGGAUGCGACUGGCCCCGAUCCUCCAGUCUGCGGAUGGCCUCCUUUUCCCCUGCGCCCUGUUUGUCUCUGAGGGAGGGUGGGAUGAGGGCGGUAGCUGAGGGAGGGUAAACCAGGGAUAUAUGUAUACCUCUCGUAAUAAAUGCCUCACUGCUAGAAACUCAAAAGUGACUUUCGCCAACCGCAAUCCAGGGACCUCGGGUAGGUGAGGGCAACACAGCGGGGUUGGGGGGAGCAGAGUUCAGACCCCCCGUCUUCACGAUUGGAUUGUUCAUACAAGUUAGUGACGUCUGGAUGGGGAGGGGGGGUGGGCAGAUAGGUACAAAAAGUAAUUAUCCGAACCAGCAAAUACUACAAAGCAUGUAGGACGCUCACAUGUAGCUGUUAAAACAGAAAACGGAUGCUUUUACUUUGUAAUGAUGUGCACAGAACCUUUGCACCUUUUCCAAGAGAAUUGCAUACACCUUUCUAUAUGCACACUCAUACAAACGCGCAUCUUUGUUCAUAUGUACAUUUCCGUCUGAUCUGUAGAUUUCCUUUCUAACUUUAGGACUUUAUUUCUUUCCCGUCAACAGAAGCAGUUAAGGUUUACGUCAACCCAGUUCCAACAUACUAUAAUCCACAUUAUCUAGGCUUUAAGUUGCAUGUUCACGUGAAUGUCUCGUUUAUUUGUGGCACUAAUCGUCAGUUUUCGGGCCGUCUGCCGCGUUGGCUCAUGUGUCCCCUCCGAUCAUUCUAAUCAUCGCCCCCUAUAGUUUUAACCGAGGUUGUUUGCGUUAAGACCGGCUAUAGAUAAAUUCAGGAAAUAAGUUAAUGUUUGAUGCAUCAAGAUUGCUAAUACUGUAAGCAGAUCAAGAAUCGCAUUCGCUGCUGUGGCUUUGUUGUUAGUAUAUUUAAAGAAAUGGACUCACCGAGAGAAAUCACCAAGAACGAGUUCCUACUGGUAUAAAUGCACUUUUUUUUCUGUUCCGAUGAAAUAGAAUUUCUAUUGUAAGACGUACAGUGAUGAUAUACUGAAGUUGUUAGCUUAUCUGGAUAAGUGACUUUUAGGACUGCUGUAAGCAAAAUGAUAAUAAAGUUAAGAGUAAGACUUAAGCGAGGCCAUAGAUUCGUAACUCCUGAACGGGGAUGAAUAGGAUCAUAGGAAGAAGGCACUGCACCUAUAAAUGCAUCGUAAAUGGUUUCUGCCUCUCUCUCUUCACACUUCAGGGUUAGAGAUGCACUGAAGAGAUUUUUGUGGCCAAUUUCCAAUCUCGGUUGUUUUAAUUUGUCAAUCCACCAGUACUAGUUUUAGCCGAUUCUGAUUUCGGUUUAAAACCAAUUAAUACAAUCUAUAAAUUUUAUUUUUAGAUUACAAUAAUAAUAUAUGUCACUUCUUCUUUCUUUUUUUAUUCCAGUCUUACUAUUAGCUGUUAUUUGUAGUGUGAGAAGAGGAGGGUUCAUGCCAUAUGUGCUAGAGUUGCUACUUUAAUGCAAAGAUUGUAUGUCGACAGUCAGCAUUACUGAAACAAGUGUCUCCUUGUGUAUUCCCUAAAGAAUGUAGAUCCUUAAGGCCUUGUCAGACCGUACUGUGUUUGGGAACACAAGUAAGGUUCUAUUUAUGCUAUUUUUUAGCUUUGGUCACUAAAAGAGAUGUAAAGUUUUCACUGCAACCUCUUAUGGGGUGGUAGCCUUGAAUUUAAAAAAAAGAAUAAAAUAAUUUCACAUCAGAAUAUUAAUCUUGUUUUUGCUUCUUUGUGGCUCUUGAAGGAUGAAUUAUCCACACUGGGAGAGCAGCACUGCCACCAUGUGGCACUUUGUGGUAAAGGGGACCAAGAAACUUUAAUUGGACUGUUAACUAAGAUUUCUAAAAGGUUGUCAACAUAUGUAUUAAAAAAAUCAAAUCUUUCUUUAUUGCAGCCUAAAAAAACCCAAAUGUUUUAUUGUGCAGAGCCACCUCUAAAUUCAAUUGAAACUGGCUACUUCAGAGUAAUCUUCACUUAAGAGUAUUGCAUAUGGGACAUUCACUGACUGGGAAAAUAUCAGAUAUCCAAGUUUCAACUUUUUUUUUCCCUUCAGUGCAUCUCUAUUCUUGGUUAUUAAUUUUUGAGGCAUCCCUGAUCUUAAACAUUAGAGUUUUAGCAGUUUUCUAGCGUGGCUGCUGGACUUACAUGGUACUGCUCCUGCUUCCUAUCAAACUAGUGAUUGUUGCCAUAUGUUCUCCUGUUGAUACUGUGUAGGUUACAUCUGGGAAUGCUGGGAGUCAUUUUAAUUCUUAGAUUACACUGGUUACCUUAUCCGUGGGAGUGUUGGUUAUAUUUUUUAAGUUCUUGUCCAUAGUUGAUGGGUUACAUUGGAAGUGUGUGUGUGGAUCUUUGCCUGUUGGCGUUUACAGAUGUACUUCUUAGACAUAAUUUUGCACCAGCCCUACUCUGAAAUUGUUCUAGGGAGUACAGUCUGACUCAUUUCUGCUUUCAUGUAGCCCCCAGAUGUAUUUGGUUGCCAGAGAGUAAGUGAUUUUGGUUGUCAGGUUGCUUAAAUAAAACCUCCAAAGAUGAAGGUGUUUUCAUAAAAAUAAAUCUAUUCCUGCCUGAUUGAAUAAAGAGAUGCCAGCUUCUGUUGAUGGAUUAUGCAUUUUGUAGGUUAAUGUGAUUUUUUUUUCCUUCCACAAAUGUGACAGAUUAAUUUUUUGUUACUGAUAUGACUGUUUAGGAUCUGAAACCACUUUCUGCAGCACCACAAUGAGACCACGGCUCAUUUGGAGGUGCAAAAGGAAGCAUUGACAAGCGCUCACAAGUGAAAUUGUGCCGAAUACAGUAGAAUGUUUCAUUUGGUAAUAAAAAAAAAGUAAACUCCCAUGUAUGUUCUGUUUUUCCACUUAUAAUUUUUUUUUCUUUUGUUUACUGUUCAUUAGUUUUUUUUUAUUUAUUUAUUUUUAUUUGUUUUAUGUAUUUUAUUGUGCUAUUAUGCACAAUUUCUUUUUAUUUUUUUGGAUUUCAAAAGGUUUUUUUUUUAUUCUUUUUAUUUAAAGAGAAGCUUUCUUUUGUUUUACAGCUUAUCAUCUGAUUAUGUUACAUUUGAUGUGGGCUGAAGGCAAGUCAACGCCGGAAGAUAAUUUGAGGGGGAAAUGUGGAAAACAAAUCAACCUUUUUCUAUUCUAAAGCUUGGCAAAUGAAUUUAAUUUCUUUUUUGCUGACCUGUGGUGCAGGUGGGAUUUGAUCUGAUGUACCCUUGUGUAGUAAUUGUGAAGAGGGGAAACUUUUUCCUUUUUAGAUCUUUGAGUUGGCUGAAAGUUUUGUACCGUAAAUGAUAAAUGUAUAGAACAAUCAUUGUGUUGAGAGUAACAUCUGAAACCUGUCUUGUUUGGAUUAUGUGCCAUGGCACCUGACAACAAUAUGGAAUGAAUGCCACUCUUAGAGACUUCAUGAGCAGUUUUUUUGCUUUUAAAUUUCUACAAAAUAAAACGUGAAUUAUCCUGGAA
Molecule: messenger RNA, 6333 nt
Organism: Xiphophorus hellerii (green swordtail)
Lineage: Eukaryota; Metazoa; Chordata; Actinopteri; Cyprinodontiformes; Poeciliidae
Product: transportin-2-like
Exons: 25
Coding region: 105-2777 (890 amino acids)
Biological process (GO): protein import into nucleus
Molecular function (GO): small GTPase binding
Source: RefSeq, a predicted model, not a curated record